AUGCUGGAUGUGUUAAUAAUAGGGGGAGGCCCUCAUGCCUUGACCCUCGCUAGCCUGCUGUCGAACCCUGACCCUGCUCCAGACUCAGACUCUGGACAUGUGUCACCCCUCUCCCCCUGCUCCUCGGACCCUCCGAGGCCUCAGACAAACCCAGAGACAUCCAACAACAGACGCUGCAACAGCAGCAAGAAGAAGAAGAAGAGGACGACAGCUGUCCCCGCAGGCCUGACACUGGAGGAGCGACUAGCAGAGUCAACGAUAUCAGGGAGGGAAAAUUGUCCCCCACUGAGUCUCCGAGUGAUAGAUUCCUACGGAGAGUGGACCACUCUGUGGGAGAGCCAGUUCACAGCUCUGAACAUCCCUCACCUGCGCUCACACACUCUGGUGCACACAGACCCUCUCAACAAGAAAGCACUGCAGGAGUUUGUCAUAAAAUCUGAUCGAUCAGCGGAGCUUCACAGUCUUCCAGAUCAGGUUUAUAUUCUGGACGAAAAUGCAUUUUUCAAUGACAUGAGGCUCGGCAGGAAGGAGAGGAAACGCCUCAACGUCACCUCAACACUCAAGAAGAGUUUAUCCUUCAGUCUGCCUGGAACCAAACUCAGUGUGGAUUUCUUUAGAGAUCAGGUGGAGAGAUACAACUUGGACAAAGUGCUGGUGAAGGGAACAGUUGAGCUCAUCACCCCUGUGAUCGAGGACAAGGAGGAGAAGGCUGACUGGAUUAAAGAGGGUGAAAGGAAGAAAGUGAAGUAUUUUCAAGUCCACCUUCAAGGAGGCAUCAUCCUGAAAGCCCACCAGGUCGUUAUGGCCACAGGUCCAACCCGUGCCCAGAUGGCAAACAUCCCCUCAUGGGUGGAAAGCAUCGGAGAGAGCUACCCAGAGGAGCGUUUGCAACACACAGUGCACCUCAUGCACCACCUGCCAACUGCUCUGCAAAAACUUAAAGACACAGAUAAUCAAAGACAGAGAGACACUUUUCCCACUCAAGUGUGUGAGGCAGGCCAGAGAGUAAUGGUAGUUGGUGGAGGUCUGACCAGCGCUCAUGUCGUCUCAAUUGCCCUGCAGCAAGGUGCCCGCCAUGUGACAUGGGUCAUGAGGAAGUACCUCCAGUUAAAGCAGUUCGAUGUGGGCGACGUGGAGAGCCUGGUGGGUCGUUAUUCCCACGUGGAGCACGGCAUCAAGAUGGAUGGCCAAGCGUACCUGCGGCAGUUCUAUAAUGAGCGGAGUCUCCACAAACGGCUGGCAAUGAUUCGCCAAGCGAGGAAAGGAGGGGCCGUGACCCCAGAGGCCUACAUCCACCUGCAGCCGUUCAUCAUGAAUGGACAGGUGGACCUGAAGACGUACUGUCAGGUGAGUGAAGCCAGCUGGUGCUACAGGAGCCAGGCCUGGAGUGUCUCCCUCAGCACUGCGGACCACUGGAGCGGAGAUAUGAUCUGGCUCGCCACCGGCUGCAAACUUGAUAUCAAACAGGACCCGCUGCUUUCUGAGGUGAUGCGGGAAUUCCCCAUUCAGGUGAUAGAUGGUUGGCCGUGCAUUUCAGAGAGUUUACAGUGGGCAGAGGGCUGCCCACUCUACCUGAUGGGGCAGUACACCGCUCUUCAGGUUGGACCUCAUGCAGUAAACCUGGCCGGCGGACAGGCUGCCAGCAUGCGAAUCGCAAAAGAUGUCAUGCGGCGUCAGAAACAGGACAAUACAGAGGCUUCUCAACUGAGUGGAGAGAAAUCUAAAACUGAAGAUUAUAUUCAACAGAUGCAAGGCCUUUUGUGGCUUUAA
Molecule: messenger RNA, 1770 nt
Organism: Centropristis striata (black sea bass)
Lineage: Eukaryota; Metazoa; Chordata; Actinopteri; Perciformes; Serranidae
Exons: 9
Coding region: 1-1770 (589 amino acids)
Source: RefSeq, a predicted model, not a curated record